Molecule: messenger RNA, 303 nt
Organism: Spodoptera littoralis (African cotton leafworm)
Lineage: Eukaryota; Metazoa; Arthropoda; Insecta; Lepidoptera; Noctuidae
Source: the annotation of a GenBank genome assembly
AUGAGCGUGGAUGCUGCGGCAUGUGGCCUUGAUGUGACAAUAUUGAUUGCAGUAUGGCGCGUGGAGAGACCGGAAGCUCACGUAACUGUAUACCACGGUUACUUACACGUAACUGUAUACCACGGUUACUUACACGUACUACCUGAGCGACUCGACGCGAGCACUACUCUAUAUCAUAAUAUUUACAUGCAUACGAUAUUGUUCAGGCGAAACGCAGUCCCGACAGACUUGUGUAUAAAUGAGUUAACGACGAUAUGCGUAGAAGUUUUGUUUGGAAAAUGUAAAAUUACAACAGGUAACUAA